GGCGCGGGCUCCUCUAAGGUGGCUUAUACUUACACGCUCGCUCUCCCGUGCGCGCCAAAGAAAAUCCGCUUCUUUCGACGCGCGGUGCGCUCGGCAUUCGCGCGUACGCGAGUCACGCGCGAGCAGCUCUCGAGGAAAAGUCUCGCGUCGAUAUCUCGUCUUCGAGGUGAAUCAUUGAAAGUGCGGCAUUUCGAAGAGAGCUAAUUGGAUACUCGGGAGUGAAAGCUCUAGGAUUUCGAGAUGUUAAUAUUCGGACGGACAUCCAGGAAGAUUGAGAGAAGAACAAAGGACCGGGGAAAAAUAAUCCGAAAAUCCAGAAGCAAUAAUGUGAACUGAUGAGGAACUGAAUUACAAGUAGAUGAGAAUCAGUUUAAUUUGGUGUGCCGUGGAGUUUUAUCGAGAUCGAGGAAUAAGAAUAAAAAUUGGAUGUCUACGGAUUUGAUUUAAAAGAAUAAGUGAAUGGGGUGGAGCUCGCCAAUUGAUUUCUGUUAUUGUUAUACGCGCGGAAGUUGCCUAUUCUGAUCGAAGAAAUUUCGAUCGAAUGCUAAACUUGGAGAGAAGAUGGAUGAUAGAUCGUUCAAUCAGAAAGAAAAUUUGCAACUGAAUUAAUGAAGAAUAAAAAUAUCUAGGAGAAGCAUCUAUUUGAAAUUGCAUUAUCGUGGCAAACAAAGUACAUUUUAUUGUGAAGCGCCGGAAGUCUCGGGGAGCAGCAAAUAACAUCGUCGAGUAAUCAAGGCAGCGGUUGAAUAAAUUGGAUCGGUUGGGGAUAUUACAAGAAGAGGGAGAGAAAAAGGACGGUUGAAAAAGGACGCACGAGGAAAGUCGCCAUUAAGCUAUAUGGCAAAGAAAAAGCUUCCUUCCCGCGAAAAAGAAAGGAAACGAUAAAUUUGCGGGAGACGUUGUACAUUAACUUCCAUUUCGGAGGCAAUGCGCGAAAAUUUGAAAGUGUCGUAUUCGUGAUAUAUUAUCCGCAGUCUCGUCUGAAAAAUCGAAGAAAACGAUCGACACACCGUUCCGCAAUUUUCUCCUCGAGGCAAAUACGCCGAACAUUUCGGUUCGUCAGCGCAAAUUUUUUCGUGGAAAACCCGUUGAACGAGGAAAUUUAAUCCGUAGUCGACUUCAAAUGCGUUCUCUUUUCAUGCGCAACCGCAUGAAGAAUUGAGGAAUUUUCACUGCGCCGAACAAUAAGCAUUUUCGCGUGAAAGUGACAAGAUGAUGACGGCCUUUGAGAAAAAAGAAGAUCCUGUGAUUUUCGUGGGCGAGACAAAAGGUCUGGUCUGUGAAACGGAAGUCCGUCGCGAGGAAGAAUGCUAAUUAACCCAAUUCCUCCCGGAGUUGCGUUAACAAACCGGCGUACAUUUUAAUUCGUUGUAUUUAUCACCCGGCGUUUCCUUAAUUACAGUGAAAUCAUUGUCUCGUGCAUCAAUUACAAAAAAGGCGCGCGGAAUCAUAAAUAUAAAUUAGCGUGUCUCAACGAGUAAAGCAGUCUCCGUGCGAAGAAAUUAGCGAAACUAAUUUGAGAUAAACUGCCGCAACGUCUUAAUGAAGGAGAACUAAUGAACUUUGUAAUCUUAUAAAGUGCUCGGCGUGUCCGACGCGCGACAGCUGGCAGUCUGUCAUCGCCGGUGCUCCUUCUCGUGUAAAACAAAGAAUUUGCUGAUGUGCGACGAAAAGACUUUCAAUUUGUACAAGAAAUCGCGUCUUGGGUGGUCCUCAAAUCUCGGUCAUCAUUCGCACUUCUUUUCUCGCGAACAACACAGUAUGCUUUUUUUAUCAUUUGCGAGCCAGUAUAAGUCUUAAAUCAUAAACUGACGAUUAUAGUGAUCGACCCCGAACAUGGGCGAGAGGAUUUUACCUAAGAACGCCCAUUAUCCGAGGCGACACGCAGGUUGAACGGACGUGGGGCUUGUCAUUGUCGAUAAUUCGUUCACUAGGGUGACCAUCGAGGGUGAAAACAGGAGACUCGAAAUUUGUGAAAGUAUUCGUCAGAGAUGGUCAGCCAACACGCGAUGGCCACCACCGUCCGCAAAGUUAAGCAGGAGAAUCGUCUCAGGCGGCAGAAUCAGAGCCAAGAUGAAGAGGGGCCUUACAAGCCAGUGCCACCACCGAAACCGGUGUCGAACAAUCAGAAGAAUCAGGACGUUCAGCAGGACGAACACCGGGAGCAGCCGGUAGCCGACCGUCCAUCAUUGCGUACGACUUCCGGUCCGGAAAGGACCAACGUCUCCGAGGACGGGCAAGUUCGUAGUGCAGCCGGGCAGCCCUUCGCACCAGAAUACAGGAUGCCACCCUUGUACGGGGAGGAGCAGAGUUCGGGUCAGGCUCAACAGGCGGCCAGUUUGCAAACUCAUAGCAGCAAGUUCCCGAUCGAACGCGAGUUGAUCCUGUCAUCGGGAGACAAGAAUUCCAAGAUCCCCAUUCUUCACGAGUACAAACAGAGAACUUCCGGAAGAGUCGCCAUCGCACCGGAUGCGCCGAUCAAGCAACAGGCCUGGGUUCAGGAGGGAACUCAGAUGCAGGAAGUAAGACAGGACGGCCAAGCGAGGAACUAUCAGUCACAGGACGCCUACUCAUCGACGUCUAGCGGAGCGGUGCCGAGAACGACAAAGAUUGACGAAGAAAAGACAAAGUCACUCUCCAGAACUUACCAUACAAUUAAGGACAUGAUCUCAAGCCGUUUCGGGCCGAGUCGCAAGGACGUCGAGCCGGAACCGGAAGCCAGUUUGAACAACGUCACGGAGGAGCUGCGAAAGUCGAGCAGGAGCAUCGACGAUGACGAGGCCAGGAAGAAGGAAGGGAUUUACGGAAAACCCCGCGCUCAGGAGCCGUCGGUUAAUGUGCAACAAUAUUCGAAGAAUGCUUACGGUCAGUAUGGCCAUUCAUACGGCUAUCAAAGCAACCAACAAAACGUACCUCUACCAGGCCAACUGCAGCCAACCGCAACCAUUCAGCCGAAUUUACCGGGACAGAGCGCUCAACUUCACGUGACCCACCACACCCCGCCAGGAGGAAUUCAAACAGUUCAUCAAACCCAAGUUCCUGCUUUCGGCCAAACCGCGACAGGUGCGCAGCAGGUGCAAAAUGUUACGAGGGAGUACAUGGUUCAGGCACCGGGCGGUAUGACCGGACAGCAAAUACAUCAGGGAAUCCAUCAGAAUCCCACGCAAGCACAGGGGCAAGGCACGCAAGUGCAAAAACCACACGGUCUAUCCGUGCAACAGCAUCAAGUGGGCAAUGCGAUGCCGUCGACGAGUCCGAGCUUCCAGAGCUCCCAGCAGUUGCUCCAUCAGAACCAGAACCAUCACCAGAGUCCGCGAUUCGCGCAGCAGCACGCCCAGAACAUGCAUCAGCGUCAGCAGUUGAUUCAGCAAAUGCACCAGCAGCAAAUGGUCGGCCAACAGGGCUCGCAGACUGCGAGCGCCCGAAAUAUGCUGCAGUCGUACUUCCCUAACAGCGUGUCCUAUCAGCAGUAUCAGCAGGCGCGACAGGCGAUGUCGAGAUCGCAGAUUGAUCUUCCGAGCACGUCAAGACAAGCGCAAGAACUCCGGGUAUCGGGCCAAGAAGUCUACUAUCAUUACGCCCAAGGAAGACCUCGUUACGGCGUUCCCCAGGUAUACAUGAAGACCGAGAGCAAUCAGGAAACGGAGUUUCAGAGGCGGAACUCCGCGAAGGGUAUCGAGAAGGCGGCUUCGCAGCCGCAGCUCUGUUACGAGGACGAACGAAACGCCGAGGCUUCGAAGAAUCCUACAGAGAAUAUGAAGAACUUAACGGUGGACCCGCUGGAUAAAGAGAGAUAUGAGAUUACAGUGGAAGAUCGAAGUCAGUGUGAGCCCGGGAGAAACGGAUUACAAAGGAACGAGGAGUACCGUCCGGAAACCAGCUUCGGCAUUCGGAGAGACGAGACGCGAUCCUCUAAGAGGGAGCAGGAGCAGGGAUCGUCGGGUCAAGAGGGCGGUCAGGAUACGACGGAGGGAAACUCUGUGCAGAAGAGGAUCGAAGAGUUGCAGAAGAGAGCGGAGCAAGAGGGUCAUUUUAACUCUAAGCCACUAAAAGACGACGCGGACGGCUUAAGGGUCGGCCUGGCUACGAAAAUGAUCGGCGAAGCAUCGAAAAGGCUCGAUGGUGGUGGACAAUAUAGCGGUAAGGAGCCCGUUGUGAAAUCAGAUAGGAAAGACGAUCUGGAGCAGGGUAUCGGCCGACUGAAGAUCCAGAAUCAGGGCUCGGGCUCAGAUUACGACAAGGCCGGCCAGAGUUCUUCGAAUGUCGAUUCCGGAAGGGGCUCCGCGGUCUAUUCGAGUGGAAGACGCCCGCCGCCAGAUGAUCAAACUUUGGCGCAAGUACAAGAUUCCGAGUGGGUAGACAUAGUGGAGUCGGAGUUGAGAAGUAUUUUGGAGCCCAGGGACGUUCCAGCGAUGGCGCACUCCACCCUGUCCGAAAGUGUAUCUUCGGUAACACCGCCUCUGCCACCGCUGUCACCCCAUGACAGCCCACGUACGCCGAGAAAUCGAUACUCAACGAGUUUACCGUAUGGAUCGAAACCAAAUUACAGCGAUUAUAACAAGGCUAUGGAAAAGAGAGGUUUUUCGAGCGGCACAAAACAUCGUGGCGCUUCGACGUCCAAGAAAGAAACCGCGAAAAAGUUUUCUCAUCUCUUCGGAGUAGAAGCUGCUGAUUUAACAUCCACCACGACAGGACUUGACUUGGAUUCCAUGUUAGACAGAAGUGACUCCGAUCUUAGUACCACCGAUGCAAGGACAAUCAGGAAACAGUUGGAAGGAUUAGAAAAUAUGUACAGCGAAGUACUUAAAUUACUCGGCGGGAGCGUGAAAAAGAGGCGGAAGGCGAGAGGACUCACUAGUUAUGGCUCGGUUUCGUCGUUGCCGACAUCUUCCGUGUCAUCAAGGCCUGUCACGAGGCAUCACGACAAACGUAGGUCCCAUGUGAUUGACGACAGGAUGAAAAAAGCCAAAGACAUUAAGAGCAUCAACAAGCGUUUUCAGCGACUGGAGUCGCAUGUGGUGACAUUAGCAAGAUCAGUGGCCCACUUGAGUUCGGAGAUGAGAACCCAGCAUUUGAUGAUUCAGGAAAUGGAGAGCAUAAAGUGCGAGAUUGCAGCCCUCAGAACACAAACGAGCAUGGCGAUGGUGAGGUCACAGUCGCAGCCAUUGAUCAAGGAUUCGGAACUGCCGGCACUUUCGAACCCUUCGAGGGUAAGGAAACUGACCAAGUUCUUCGGCACGGAGCCACCUCUCAUCAGACUGUUCCUGAGGGAACUUGGGUAUGAGAAAUACGCGGCUGCUUUCGAGAAAGAAAAAGUCGGGAUGGUGGAGUUGCCUUAUCUGAGCGAGGAGAGACUUCAGAAGAUGGGGGUUCCCCUGGGUCCAAGACUGAGGAUCCUUCAGGAAGCAAGGAUCUCAGUGUGCAAGGAUCCGAUUUACGUAGUAUAAAUCCUCAAGACGGCAUAGAAAUAUUUCGCGACACAAGCAGAGGAAUUGCGAGAAAAAUGUAGAUAAAGAAGAAAAUGAAGAACGAAGAUCUAUCUAUUCGUUUUGUGCCGUCGACCGAUGAACGCGUUAGGACGUUUCUCGAGGCGUUUCUCGUAAACGAACUCUCGAGCUCGAAAACGAUUUGUUUGAGCGACGGCUCUUUUCCUCGUUCCAAUCAAUAGCUAUCUGAAAGCUACGCUCGCCGAAACGCUGAAAUUGUUUCGCCUACGCCUUUGGGUCAAUAGAUUGUUUUGUCGUGAGUUUACCGCUAUACAUUGAUUCCAAGAGAAAAAGAUGCGACAAUGUAGCCAAUUAGUGAAAUGGUAAUUCAAUUAACAUAAAAGUGCUUUUGCUCGAUAAAAAUUUAAAUUUCAAAAAAUUACUUUUUGAACAUGUUUGCGCAUUGAAAUAACUAAAAAUUGGAUAUAGAAAAUGCUGUUAGCACAAAAAUUGAAAUAUCUAAAAAUAAUAUUUUUCUAAUAAUGUAUUGUUUAUUGUUAGCACAUAAAUGGCAUUUAUAAACUUUUACAUUGUUAGUAGCCGUCACAUAUAUCGGCUUUUCAAAUGAAUUUUCCGAAAAUACGCUACAUAUUGAUUAUUUCAGUUAAUUUCGAACGUAUUUGUUUUAGUUAUAUUUAUAUGACCUAGAUAUCGUCGUAAUCAUUCCUGGAAUAUUUCGCAUUUUCUCAUUAUCAUAAAUCGAUAAUGCGUUUCUUCGAAUAUUGCGAAAUAAUUGACUUACGAUGGAAGCUGAAGUAUACGCUUUGAGAUUAAAACACAGACUUACAAAACGUUGACAUUAUGAACUUUAAGUCAUAACAAAUUUGACGUUGUUUUGUAAAUUUUUUUUGCUGCAUCGAAAAGAUAGUAAUAAAUGAGCACCAACGAGAAGUGAAAACUUGAACAUAUAAUUAUAACAUAUAGGGUGGGUGCGAAAUCAUAGUACAAGCGAAAACAAGGUGCUUUCUCGUGCUAAAAUAAGAAAUUAUAGAAUAAUUUCUUUGUACGAGACUUCGUUUUGCAAAUAAACGAUUUUGAAAAUCUAUGAAGUACACGUGCAUUUGAUUAUGGGUGUGAUCCACUAGAUACUUCAAACGCUUCAGAGCAUUUUGUUCUUGUUUAACAUUUAAUAAACAACAAGAAUAAAAUGUUUCCAAGAGCAUUUGGAGCGUCAAAUGGAUCGCACCCCACAUCUCGACUAAUGGAUUUUGCUAUAAACUGCUGUUUCUAUUCGUGUUUUUGUUUUUAACAUGAAAAUUUUCAGACGACCACCGAUUGUGUACAUUAAAAAUUCCAUCUCUUGCAUAUCAUACUCUCGAUUACUGUAUUUUGUUAUCACGAGAACUUAACAGAAACUGAUAGCUCAGCAAGACAAUACGACUAAUAGGAAAUAAAUCAUAAUAUUGCUGAUGUCUACGAACAAAAAUAGUAGUUUAUAGCAAAAUCCAUUAGUCGAGACGAUAGUCAAGUGCAUGUGUACUCGAUAGAUUUUCAAAAUCAUUUAUUUCGAAAACGAAGCCUUGUACGAAAGAAAAUUAUUCUACAAUUUUGACUUAUUUCGGCACGAGAAAUCGCCUUAUUCUCGCUUGUACUAUGAAUUCGCACCCACCCUAUAUAAUUUUUAGAUAAAGCAAAUUUAACAGUUUACGAGGGGGCCAAUCAAAAUGUAAAUACGAUACUACUGAUACUAUCGGUAGUGCUAGGAGACUUAUGUCGUUCUUGUAUUAUACAAGAAGAGAAGUAGAGAUAAAAAGACGAUCCGCGAGGAUCUUGACUAUUUUCUCGUAUCGUUCGUUAAGUAAUGAGAUUAUACUGUAGAGAUUAUAUAGAGAUUUAGAUUAUUCGUGCGGGUUGAAAGCCGAUGUUACGGUUACCGUAUGCGGUAAUUCGUGGCGCUGAUAAAAUCGACAAUUAUACUCGAGGUAAGCCGCGCACAUUGGGAACAAUGAAUCUCACACAAGUAUGUUUGCCAAAGAGACGUACCGACAUCGUCGAAGUGGUAUGGCCGAGAUUUUUCUAUUUUGCGCAUUUUAAUAUAUUGCAAUAUCUUUUUCUCGAUAACGCCGCACGUUUUCGAAUAUCGAUAUCUUUAAUUAUUGCAUUGCAAAAGCCGAUACUUAAUUUUGCAGGACGCCUAUCUCCCGUGAACUGGAAUACCGUAUGUAAAUGUAAUUUAUAAAACGUAACGAGGCAACCGAGAUUUUUUUUCUUUAUUAGUUCCCAUUAGAUAUUUCGCAUUAUUUUAACAAUCCCGCUUUUUCUUGAGAUAGAUAAAAUUUAUACGGAACAACUAGAUAUAUCUGAUAUAUCUAAUGAUCUGAAAUGUUUUUUUCCGAUAUAUUCUUGUACGCUUUGUAUUUUUCACUAUCCGAAAUUUCGGUCGCAUGGCAGCAUGCGCCGCGUUAUGUCGAUACCAAAGAAUCGAUACCUGUUCCCUUGUCGCGACGACGACAACGACAACGAUAAUCGCUGCUUGUGAUCGCGGGUCACAGGAACGAGAAGAUACGUCACUUUGAUACUCGAGUAAAAGAAUUCUGUACUCUCAUUCGAGAAUACAGUAGACUCUCUGUAGACGUAGAAUUAUUAAUUGAUAAUAUGUAUUAUUAAUGCAUUGUUUAUAAAUCUGAUUAUGUACUUCCAGCAAUUAGCUCCGAUUAAUAUAUUAAGAAUGGUAGGCAAAUUAAGCUGCUAGCUGGUGCUACGUAUGUAUUUCUAUUUUGAUUUUUUCCUCUUACGUACAUAUUAAGUAUUGUACAGUUAAUAAGUUCUCUGCAAAUGUUUCUA
Messenger RNA from Temnothorax curvispinosus, 8270 nucleotides. RefSeq lists its product as uncharacterized. The record is from RefSeq and is a predicted model, not a curated record. NCBI's taxonomy places the organism in Eukaryota, Metazoa, Arthropoda, Insecta, Hymenoptera, Formicidae. The transcript has 15 exons. Gene Ontology annotation, molecular function: protein binding. Bases 1992 to 5447 code for a protein of 1151 amino acids.